Molecule: messenger RNA, 1020 nt
Organism: Colletotrichum acutatum
Lineage: Eukaryota; Fungi; Ascomycota; Sordariomycetes; Glomerellales; Glomerellaceae
Exons: 1
Coding region: 355-813 (152 amino acids)
Source: RefSeq, a predicted model, not a curated record
CUAUAAGUACAGUCAUGUAAUUAACUAAACCUUUUCAACGUCUGGGCGUCAUAUCUUACCCAUGCCGAAACACAAUUAUCGCGGAAUUCCUUAGUCUCCAUCCGCCGUCGGGAGAGCCCCAUGCAAUUAAACUACCGUAGGCUACUCGGUCAUGACGACAAUGGCGCAGAGUCUCAUGGAUACUUCAGUCUUCUAUAGACUCCUAAUGGUCCUAGUCAUAUAAGUAGCCAGACUCGGGAAACCUCAGCUAAUACAUCAACAGCUUACUGAAAUCACUCUAUCUUCUCUAUCAACCACGACCUUGAGUAUUUACUCAAUCAAAAGCCGCGCUCCCUGCAAUAACUUGCAUUCAUCAUGCAUUCCUUUCCUACCGUUCUUCUCUUCAUCGCCGCGCUGGCCGGCCACUCCGUCGCUCAAAGUUGCACCGACCAGUGCGCAGAUGUCUUCGCCGUAGCGAGCUCAGAAUGCCCGCACCUCGGCAACACAAAAGAAGACGCCGACACCCUCAACGGCCCCAAGAUGAGCUGGAAGAACAACAUCUGGUCCACCCGUGGCAGGGACGGUGCCGUGGUUGAGAUCGACCCCAGAGCUUGCACCCUGAGAACCUUUGGUGGCCGUGACGACUUCUGCGGCAUCUGGAUCGGCGGCAAGGAGGAAAAAGGAAAGGGAAACGCCGAGGUCAAGCAGCCGAACGCGCUGUUACAGAUCCCUUUCAACGGUGGCUGCUGCAAGAUCGACAAGGAAUUCUGCAAGGAUGGUGCUAUUGACUGGGCCCAGUUAUUGAGAGUGAAGAAGGGGCCUGAUGCAUCUUAAGCAUCGAAUAGGAUGCAACAUAUUGGAGGGUUUUGUUGAACGAAGAUAAGAUAUCUUCGUGAAUGUGAAUUUCGGGUUCUUUUGCAUAUCCAAGUCAUUAUCCAAGUUAGCCUCGCUAUAUGUACAUGUGCAACCUACAUGGAUUCACGUAAUGACUAUUUACUCAAGUAAUCUUUCAUUAGCAAUCUAUCCUGCAUCCCAAUUGCC